Molecule: messenger RNA, 1440 nt
Organism: Lathyrus sativus (Indian pea)
Lineage: Eukaryota; Viridiplantae; Streptophyta; Magnoliopsida; Fabales; Fabaceae
Source: the annotation of a GenBank genome assembly
AUGGAUAUUGAGUCAACAAAUCAAGUAAAGAAAGCUGGAUUCUUAUCUAGCAUAGGUGGUUUCUUCAAGGAUUUGCCUAUGAAGUUUAAGUCUAAGUUUAUGAGUGCAAUAAAAAGUGUGAAAAAGAUAGGAAAAGAUGACCCUAGAAGAGUAAUCCACUCAUUGAAAGUUGGAGUUGCUCUUACAGUUGUGUCAUUGUUUUACUAUUCAAGGCCUCUUUAUAAUGGCUUUGGAGAUGCUGGAAUCUGGGCAGUUCUUACUGUCGUUGUAGUUUUUGAAUUUACCGUUGGUGCAACCCUUAGCAAAAGUUUGAAUAGGGGAUGUGCUACAUUAUUUGCUGGUGCUUUAGGUGUUGGAGGGCAUCAAUUAGCCACUGCUGUUGGAGAAAGAGGAGAAGCUAUUGUCCUUGGAACCCUUGUCUUCAUUCUAGCUGCAGUGGCAACAUUUUUAAGAUUUGUUCCAAAGAUAAAGGCAAGAUAUGACUAUGGAAUGGUGAUAUUUAUAUUGACAUUCUGUUUGGUUACCGUCUCGGGGUAUAGAGUGGAGGAACUUGUUGAGCUUGCACAUCAGAGACUUUCAACUAUUAUUAUUGGAGCUGCAGCUUGCAUGAUCAUCUCCAUAUUUGUUUGUCCUGUUUGGGCUGGUCAAGACCUUCAUAACUUGGUUGCUUCCAACAUAGAAAAACUAGCAAACUAUCUUGAAGGGUUUGAAGGUGAAUAUUUUCACUCAUUUGAGGAUAAAGAAAAAUCUAAGUCACUUCUAGUAGGAUAUAAAAGUGUUCUUAAUUCCAAAGCAACUGAAGAAUCAUUGGCAAAUUUUGCAAGGUGGGAACCAGGUCACGGCGGUUUUAGUCUUCGUCAUCCUUGGAUGCAAUACUUGAAAAUCGGAGUACUUGCUCGCGAAUGCGCAUACAAGAUUGAAACCCUAAACACAUAUCUUAACCCUGAAAUUCAAACUUGUUUGGAAUUCAAGUGUUCAAUCCAAGAAGCAUGCACAAAGAUGAGUUCGGAAUCCAACAAAGCAUUGAAAGCAAUAUCAUCAUCAAUGAAAACAAUGACACACCCAUCAUCCGCUAAAAGCCACAUAGAAAAUUCAAAAAUCGCAAUAGAAGAACUCAAAGUUGUACUAGAUGCCAUUUCCUUAGAGGAUGUGGAGCUCUUAGCUAUAAUACCAGUUGCCACAGUUGCUGCAAUACUUGAAGAAAUCACUAUUUCAGUGGAAAAAAUCUAUGAUUCGGUUUCUGAGCUUUCUCAUUUAGCACACUUCAAGAAUGUAGAAACCAAUGUUUCACCAGAAAAACCUCCACUACUUCAUAGAGGAAUCAUAAAACCUGUUGCGGACAUUGAUAACGCGCCGCAUGUUGCAAUCGUGAUCCAAGAUUUAUGUACAGAGUCACCUGACAAAGCCCAAAAACGCAGUGCAGAAAUGAUUAAAACAUAA